Messenger RNA from Bombyx mori (domestic silkworm), 3075 nucleotides. RefSeq lists its product as uncharacterized. The record is from RefSeq and is a predicted model, not a curated record. Lineage: Eukaryota; Metazoa; Arthropoda; Insecta; Lepidoptera; Bombycidae. The transcript is spliced from 13 exons. The coding region runs from base 33 to 2840 and encodes 935 amino acids.
UUCAGUAGUUGAGAAAUUUUUAGCUAGACAAAAUGUAUAGUCUUGUUAAUAGUAAUUUUAAUAGAAAUUAUAAUCCAAGUGGGAAGCAAAACGCAUUAUCAGAUAUUAAGCGACUGCUGACGUGUCGCGAUGUACUUGCACAGAAAAAAGCUUGCGUAUGCAUCGCUGACGUCAUAGCUCGUUACAACAAAACAUCAAUGGAAAGGGCGCGAAUGAUUGAAUAUUUAUUGGAAAACGACAUAACAGUUUUCCUGUGCGAAGCUACAUCAAACUUAGAUUUUGACUUGUUUGUUUCAAUUUUGAACUGUAUUCGCUUAUUGUGGACCACGAGUAGAUUUUUUUCGGAGGAACACGCCGCUCACGCCAUGUCCGCUGUAGUGAGGAACUUGGCGCAUUACGCCAGCAUUGGACUCAAGCCAGCCGUUGAUUCUUGUCUUAACUUUCUUGACGAUUUACUCAAUGGAAUUACACAAAACAAGACCGCAGCCCCUCUAUCUCAUCAAAGCGCUUACAGUCUUGUCCAGCUCUUAGCUUGUUUUAACGCUUUACCUACCCACAUCAGUUCAAACCCAAACAGCAUCUUAUCCAGCGCUUUAGUGCUGCAUGCCCUAAUCUCCUACCAACCAGAGGACAUUAUUAUAAAGAGUUCUACCGCGAUAAUACUAGGCGAGGUUUUAAAGAAGUGGUUUCAAAUUUUAAUAGAGUGUUUGAAUCGCUCUUUGUUGAUCGAUAAUGGACUUUCUGGAAUGUUCUACGUUGUUUUGUGUCAACUCGGUUUAGAUGUUUUAAGACUUCAAAAACCUCUAUGUAAUGGAAGUCCAAAGACGAAUUUCGUACAAACCAUACUAACAGAUGAACAAGAGUUGAACUCAUUAAAACAGAGCGCAAUGGAAAUGUGGGAUAAUGCUGUGCUAGUCUUGUCUGAACUUGUUGCCUUCACAAAGGACCAUCUAAAUCAAUUGUCCACCGAAGAGUACAGCGUAUUCCUGAAAUUUCUUCUAAACUAUUUCUAUGAGAGUAAAAACAGUGAAUCUCUAUCUGAUUUCUGCGACAUGCUAUUCACGAAAGGAUAUUUAAUUAUACUACCCAAAGUUCAAAUAGAUAGAAACGACGCCUUAGUGCGCAAAGUAAGCACUCUUAUACUAAGCGAGAUGCUGAAAGUAUUGUCUGAUAAAUAUCUGAAUAUUGAGAGUCAGAACGGGCCAUGUGCCAAAGACAUACAUAUGAGUCUAGUAGAGCUACAAUACGGCAUAGAAAAGCCUCAUAGUAUCGGAGCUCAAUUACAGAAGUGUCAACCUUACAGUCUACUUAUAUACAUCUACUUCUACUGCCAGUCUUCAGAAAAUCCAGGAGAAGCGACAGCUCCCCUACUGCCGUACCUAGUUGAGCACGUGCUCCGUCUGCCUAAAGGCUUCAAGCCGCCUCCGCACAUCAUAAAAGCGUUAUGGCUUGUUUUUGCUAUGGCGACAAUAUCGAACGGCACUCUGGAUUCCCUCGAGGAAAGGGUGUAUUUAGAAAAAGCUAUUGACAGGUUUAUUGUCAUGCUACAACCGGAUCCUUCAGUGUAUUACACCCAUAACCCGGCUCUAUUGCUUUGGGCGUUCACAUCUCUCAGGAUCCCGGAUUAUGUCAAGUUACAUGUUUUAUCCCAAUGGUUAUUAACUGAAGACAGCUUCCCGACUGAGCUAACAACAGAACCGACUCUACCGGAGUUGUUACUGAACGUUCUCGUACAUAAAAAAGACUCUACAAUAGUAGAGAACUGUGUGAAGGCUCUACGAAUGUACGUUGAAAAUGAGGGCAGUAUCGAAAUAGCCGAUCUCGUUUGGUCCAUGUUACCUGACGUAUUAUCUAAGGCUUUGAUCGAUGAGUGUUGUUUAGAGUCUAAUGUCUGCUAUUUAUUGGACUUCGCCACGUCCGCUCUCCCCUCGGAGCUGGACCAGACCGGUUGCGUUAAAACAGCAGUACUGCUCUCAGCACUGUACUCGAACAACGAUUCCGACUACGACUGUCGCUAUGAAUACGCUUGCUUGAAACUGUGCCUGUACCUGUUAGGGUUGGCAAACAAUCAAAACGAUAAUCGAGUUUUAUUAACGUACGUAAAUCGCGAGGGCUUCCUUCCGCGAGUUCUACUAGCCACAAACAGUAGAGACGAUAAAGUUGCUUGCGCGUCUCUACAAUUGCUCUCGUACAUAGUACAUUACUUCAACAAGAACAAUUACCAGCCAAAAACGUUACUACAAAUAGAAUCGAAUUUUAUAAUAAAUUCUCUAAGGAAGGACUGCAAUAAUGAGCGCGGGGCUUCAUUGUUGCAAUUAGUCUAUAUGGUACUGAACUCUGGGGUUAACUCACCGUUGUCGUUGGCACAUGAGCCGGGGCCGUGUGAGCCUCAGCAGUGGAGCGCGCUCAGAGCUCUGAUGCUGAGGGUCCAGCUGAUGCUCUGCAGUAGGGAAUCAAAAACUCAAACAUCAGCCGGCUGGAAAACGUUAAGUACAAUAUUCAAACACGCAAUUGUCACUAAAAACGACACUAAAUUAGUGGCGAUUUUAACGUCACAACCCUGGACCCACGUUCUAAUACAAUUUCAACUGACGCAGAACACGACCAUAGAGUUCUUAACGUUCGUACAAAACUGGCUGACUCUACUGAAGAUCACUUUAAAGAAGAGCCAAGACGAGAAAAAAAUUCACCCGAACAGACAGAGUCUGGUGAUCAAAACUUUGUUAAUGAUCAAGAAGAAUACAGUCGAUGAAGAUGACUUGAAAGAAAUAAACAAUAAAGUUCUGGUUGUCGUUAAAGAUAUUUUAGAAGAAUCGAAAGUGAGAAUUAGAAAGAACUAAUCAUCGUGAAGAGCACAAGUUAAAUUUGAACUUAAUAGUCGACCUAAUUGUUUUAUUUAUGUUUCAAAUAUGUUUUUGAUUUAAAUACAAUCACAGUUCGAGCAAUAGAAAAGAAAAGAUAUUUGGGAGCCGCUGGAACUCCUGCUCAGGUCCAUUCAACAUAAAAUGGUCUUUAAGUUCAUCUAUUCCCGUUACAGUAAUAAAAGUACACAAAUACAAACAUACUUGAUUCAAA